GCGAGAUAUUUUAUCGAAUCCGAAGAUGGUGUAAGAGAAAAUGUAGAAAAUAAAAGAAAAUCACCAUCGAAAGCACCUAGUAAAGCUACCAUUCCCCAUUUUGGAAGUGAAUCAGAGUCCGACGAUGAGGAAGAAUUGUUGCAGUUAAUUCAACAGUUUCAAGCAAAAGAGAAACCUUGGGGCGAAGAUUCAUGUGAUGAAGAGGAGGCUGAUGCAAUCUGUAAUGAUAUAAGUGAAGUAAAGGUGAUCAAAAGAACUCCCGAGUUGAGUGAAAAUCCUUUAAGCAUAAUUCGUGCGCCUGAAAAACACUACAAGGCUCUAUCUGCGAGAGUAAUGACGAACGUGACUAAUUUGGACACAUUUUUCGUGCCUCCAAAAGUUGAAGUUGUCAAUGGAAAGAAAGAAGUAAUGGAGGGAAUUCUUUUCUACAAAUCAGAAAAUGAAAAGCAUGUAGAUCUCAUUGAACUUGAGAACUCAGACGAUGAAGC
Ananas comosus (pineapple) is the source of this 488-nucleotide messenger RNA. RefSeq lists its product as uncharacterized. The record is from RefSeq and is a predicted model, not a curated record. NCBI's taxonomy places the organism in Eukaryota, Viridiplantae, Streptophyta, Magnoliopsida, Poales, Bromeliaceae.